AUGUCUUUUUCACCGUCAAAUUUUGGUCGAUAUGCUUCACAAACAGAAUGUUCUAUGGAUGAAUUAAAUGAUAUUAAUGAACAACCACAACAAUAUCUAACUAAUAAUAUUCCAUCACUUAUGUCAUUAUCAAUAACGCCACCAAUCAUAAAGAAAACUAUUCAAGAAAAACCACCAGUAUCUACAUCUGUUGUUAAAGAAAAUAUAGAACCGUUACCAUUUCCACAACAUGGAUUAGGUCCAAUACAGCGACCAAAUAAACUACCAUGUCCAGCAACUGCCCAAUCAUCAUCAUUUCGUACUGAUUCUACUCAAUCACCAAGUACACCGGAUGUACUCGUUCAAAUAAAUCGUCUUCUCGAUCAUUCAAAUAGUGUAACAACAACAGCAUCAACACCAAAUGUUCCUAUUUCAACAAAUUCAUCAACAAUAAUCAAUGAAAUUUCAACGCCCAAUGUCUCGUGGACACCAUUUUCACCAUCAGAAUGGUCAUCAAAAUAUGAUUCAUCAUGGUCAACAACAAAUCUUCAAAGUUCAAAUAUUUCUUUAACAAAACCAAUACAGAAUCCAUUUUUACAACAACAACAACAACAAAUAUCAAGUGAAGAAUCUUCGGUUUGGUCAUCAGCGUUAGGAACAACAACAGCGAAUUCGGCAUCAUCAAAUGCACGUACACAACGUACUUCCGAAUGGCAUGAACUUUUUUCUUCGAAUGUUCCUUCAUCAACUCAAAUACAAAAACCAACAAAUAAUUCUUGGUUAAAAUUUUUGCCAGUAUCUGAUCCAUCUCCAGUUGAUAGUAUAACAUCAAAUAGACAAGAAAAUGAAACAAAUAAUGCAUUUUGGAAUCUAAUUAAUCCUAAUGAGACACAACAAAAUUCAUCGGCAUCAUGGUGGCCUAAAACAUCAUCCGAUGGAAAUAAUAAUGAUAAUGAUCAAUCUCGAUGGGAUUUCGCUCGUUAA
Molecule: messenger RNA, 963 nt
Organism: Rotaria sp. Silwood2
Lineage: Eukaryota; Metazoa; Rotifera; Eurotatoria; Philodinida; Philodinidae
Source: the annotation of a GenBank genome assembly